AUGAUCGCCUCUCUUCUCUUCUUGCUCCUUGCGAGCAGCCUUCAAGCUUUUGCCCAAAUUAGUAUUGUGGGAAUUGGGGACUCUUACGCAUCCGGAAAUGGUGCCCUUGGAUUUUACACAGGACCGUACGAGUGUUACCGAAGCCCAAACAGUUGGCUCGCACAAGCUGCCGACAAGAUCGGGGGCGUAUACCUGAAUCGAGGCUGCAGUGAUGGUGUCAUCUCGCAUCUAGAAAACGCACGAGUCAACACGGGUCUUAGACGAGCUGAUGGUGGAACUUGUCCCGCUACGAACUUUGCGCCAGAGGAGUCCUACGAACUCGACUCGAGUGGUACUACGUGCACUCGUUUCUUGCAACCACAGCUGAACUGGGUGGAUUCCACAACCGACUUGGUCCUCAUUGGGCUGGGUGGUAAUGACCUGAAUUUUGAGACCCUCGUGAGGAGUUGCUUUGUCGGCGGCUCGCAAAGUAAAACUGCCUGUGAAAAUGUCAUGACCACAAACAUCGAUCUCCUCCCAACAUUUGAAGCCGACAUGACAGCCGCCCUGCUGGCCAUCAACGCUAAAUUCAGCGCCAAUGCUGACUCCAAGAUUGUGUUGAUGACCUUUCCUCAUAUCAUUACGGAGGGCAGACCUUGGGUUGAAGACUGCUGCGGCUUCAGUGAUGGAAACAUGGACAUUGUUGAUAGUCUGAUCGAUCUUGGAAACGCAGUACAAGCACGCCAGCUUGCUGCAGUGCUAGCCGCCAAUACUGCAGCAGGUACGUAG
Seminavis robusta is the source of this 768-nucleotide messenger RNA. Lineage: Eukaryota; Bacillariophyta; Bacillariophyceae; Naviculales; Naviculaceae. The record is from the annotation of a GenBank genome assembly.